GCUACAUUUAAACCCGCAUUUCACUUUUUCCAUAUACCGCUCACUGUUCUUCGUGCUAUACGUACACCAUGCAACGAGACACCAUCCCAUCCCGCCCUGUUUACCACAAUGGCGUUCCCCUCCCUAACGCUUCCUGCGGUGUCGAGCUCUACGGCUACUGUGUCUCCGAUGUCUGGAUGCAACAAUACGCUGAAGCCAACAACAUCAAAUGGAAACGUUACCAUGCUCCACAGAAGGGCAUGCUAGAUACCGAAGCUAGAGAUCUCGCCGUGAUCAAUCAUAUCCGCAAUGCGGUCGUCCAACAACUCGACCGUCCUUUGGAUGACUGGCAGGAUGUCUUGUCGACUCACUUCGUCACCGAAAUCCCCGAUUACGUCAAGGUACUGGAUUCUUACGGCCCAAAGAAGACGGACGUGCACAGGCUAUCUUGGACUAUAAUCUAUAUUGGGUCGAACGAGAACGAAGAAUGUAUCGACCGGGCCUUGGAGGCUGAACAUAUGAUCAAGGCGCUGCAAAGUGUGUUGAAGUGCGGGCACCAGGCUCCCGAAUGGAUUCCUGAAGGAGAACUGUUGCGCAACCAGGAUAAUAUUCCUGAAUGGUCUCCACGGAGCAUGUAGGACCAGAACAGUUGAUUCAAACGAAGUUUCAGAUCGUUUAGGGAGUACUGUCAAGGCCCAAGUCUCUGGCCACGCCGUGUUUCUUCUUCUUUUAGAACCUCUCUUUUACUAUUUAUUUGCUUCUUAAAGGUACCUUGAAACGCUCUAUAGAGCUGGUUUUUGUCCUUUGUACCGUACGCUGUGGUAGUUGGAAUGUCUCUCUAUAUAUAACACUGGCAACAAAGAACUGGAGUGAUUGCUGCAGAACUAAGGUAAUACGGUAUCGGGCUGAAUCAUAUACGUUUUGUGAUUC
Molecule: messenger RNA, 909 nt
Organism: Somion occarium
Lineage: Eukaryota; Fungi; Basidiomycota; Agaricomycetes; Polyporales; Cerrenaceae
Source: the annotation of a GenBank genome assembly